AUGGGAAACAAAAUAUCUCGUCAAAUUGCGAAGAGAAAAAAAUCCACACGAACUAAUUCAUCUGGAGAAUCAUCUAGUGAUAGUAGUUCAAAUAUUCAAUUAACGCCGCAAUUGAGGACUUUAGCCGGUCGACCUUAUUUUGAUGAAAGUUUUUCUUCAUAUAUUCUUCCUGCAGAUUGGGAAGAAGCUGAUAGAGUUCAAGCGCUUCAUUUCGUUCUGAAACACAUGUUUAAUGGAAAUUACUGUGCAAAACUUUCAGAUAUUAUUAAGCCUGGAACACAAGAAUUUCCCGAAGCAGAUGUCUAUGGCAUAGACAUAGCAUCAUCUUUCCCAAACCAGAUAAAACCUAACAAUUGUCAUUUUCAAACAUGUGACAUACUUGAAGGUUUACCAUUUGAUGAUAAUGAGUUCGAUUAUGUUUUUAUGAGAUAUAUGAGUGUAUCGAUAAAGAAAGAUCAAUGGCUGUCAGUGUUAAAAGAUAUAAAGAGAGUGAUGAAACCUGGUGGUGUUAUUGAAAGUGUAGAGCUUAAUUCUUUUCCAUACUCAAUGGGUCCGGUUAUGAUUCAAUUUAUGAAUAAAAUGAAUGAUGCAAUGAUCGAAGUUUUAGGUAUGGAACUCCAAGUUAAACUUGAACCGAUGUUUAAAGAGUUAAGUUUUCAAAAUGUAACUAGCAUUAGUAAAUAUAUAUCACUUGGAAAAUGGGAUGAAAAUACUGGAAAAAUUGGUCAAAUAUGGACUACAAAUACGUAUCAAAUGGGAGAGUCGGCUAAACCAAUAUUAGCGGCAGCGAUGAACCUAACCGAGGACGAAUGGGAUC
Molecule: messenger RNA, 817 nt
Organism: Dentiscutata erythropus
Lineage: Eukaryota; Fungi; Glomeromycota; Glomeromycetes; Diversisporales; Gigasporaceae
Source: the annotation of a GenBank genome assembly